This is a messenger RNA of Adelges cooleyi (spruce gall adelgid), 783 nucleotides long. RefSeq lists its product as uncharacterized. Lineage: Eukaryota; Metazoa; Arthropoda; Insecta; Hemiptera; Adelgidae. The transcript has a single exon. The record is from RefSeq and is a predicted model, not a curated record. Bases 1 to 783 code for a protein of 260 amino acids.
AUGAUCGAGGAGCAAAAACAAAACGAUGUUUCCGUCAACGCGAUCGCCAACGUACGCCUCCCGUCGUUUUGGAAACAAUCGCCUGAUUUUUGGUUUAUACACGCGGAAUCCGUGUUCGCGAACCACCGCUUGACCGCCGACAGUACUCGCGUGAAUUUCGUCAUCGGUGCUUUGGACGAAGAUGGCGUCCGCACCAUCGGUGAUCUCCUCGGGCCAACCGCGUCGUAUGAUGCAAUUCGCUCACGUUUGAUCGACGCUUACAGUCUACCCAAGUCCGUUCGCUUCCGAGAGAUCGUCAAACCCGGGGGCAUGGGCGACCGUAGGCCGUCACAACUGCUCCGCGACAUGCGCAGCGUCAUGCCCGCCGGUAUCGGCGAGGAAGCCCUGAAAGAGUUCUGGUUACAGAAGCUGCCGUCCAACGUCAUGGCCAUCAUCGCCAGCCUCGACGCCCCUCUGGACUCCUUAGCUUCUCGCGCGGACAGAGUAAUGGAAGCGUCGAGCCCCCAGUCCGUCGACGCCUUCUCCAAGGACCAAAUGGCAGAUUUGGCUAGUGCGGUGUCAGCGCUGUCUCAGCAAGUCCAGUCGCUGACAAAGAUUGUCAACUCGUCGAAGGAUGUCCCGCGGCAGCGACAACACUCAUCGACGCAGUGGGCCGCACAGCAACCAACACAGGCGUGCUACUACCACGAGAAAUACGGCAACGGCGCUCGCAAUUGCCGCCCGCCGUGUAAUUUCAAGCCAAAGGCGCAGGACCAUGUUACCUCCGCGCCGGCGGAAAACUAG